GGACCGAUACGCUCAUUGUCGACACCUGCUUCCGGGGCUAAGUGUCAGCUCAAAGGCUUGCCAUUUUCGUUUUCAUCAGUCAUGGCGCUAAUGAAGCCUAAAGGCAUCUGAAUCGAAAAAGCACGACAGUUUGGAAGGGAAAACUACGCGCAGUAGACGCGCUCGAUAAAAUGCCACAACCAUUUCGCGUCAUGCUACAGGCCCAACCUAAGCACCAAAGUUUUUAUUCUCUUCACAGCUGUCACGCCACCUUUAUACUGAUCUCCGCCACACACAAAAAAAAACCCCUCACCUCAGCGGGGAAAAAAAAAGUCCGAUUCGAUCUCUGCCGAGCGAAACCCUUCGCCUCGCCGUCGUCGUCGAAGAAGUUGGAGGAGGCGGACACAUCAACCAUCUCGCGGACGUCCGAUUCGUCCCACUCGCCCUCCUGCAGCACUGAGCUAAUCCAGUCCAGGUAGGUCUCGACCCAGUCCGGCAGCCUCGGCAGCCCAAUCUUGACGAACCACUCCGGAUCAAGGCUGCCGUCUGAUAUGAGAAGGUGGAGGAGGAGUUGCGACGGCGGCGGUCGGAGGAGGCAGCGUUAUUCUAGAACUCGAUUCAGCCAGAGGUCUUGCCGGCGACGCAGUCAAGCCUUUGGCGGGUGCACGGCGGGGGCUCGCCAGGUGAAUGGAUGGAGGCGGAGGGAAGUGGAAGGCCUUUUUUGGCUGAGGUGGCCAGCUCUAUCCACGUGUCAGCCACUUGCAGAUGCAAUACACUACAAAAAUCAUGAAGUGAUCAAGCUAUUGGAAAAGCAUGGCGCUAAGCUUCCGAUUGCUCCAAUGCACGUUAAGAAUUACCGGGAAGUUCCAGAAUAUGAGAUAGACCCCAGUGAACUUGAUUUCACAAACAGUGUCGAUAUAACUAAGGGAACAUUUCGUGUAGCAACAUGGCGUGGAAUUCAAGUCGCAGUUAAAAAGCUUGACGAAGAUGUAAUUACUGACGAGGAUAAAAUAAGAGCAUUUAGGGAUGAGCUUGCAUUGCUUCAGCAAAUACGGCAUCCAAAUGUAGUCCAGUUUCUGGGUGCCGUCACUCAAAGUAGUCCUAUGAUGAUAGUCACAGAAUAUUUGCCCAAGGGUGAUCUUUGCUACUUUUUGAAACGAAAGGGAGCUUUAAAGCCAGCAUUGGCAGUUCUAUUUGCACUUGAUAUUGCAAGAGGAAUGAAUUACUUGCAUGAGCAUAAACCAGAAGCCAUCAUUCAUCGUGAUCUUGAGCCUUCAAAUAUCUUGCGGGAUGAUUCCGGGCAUUUGAAAGUUGCAGACUUUGGCGUCAGCAAGUUGUUAAAAGUGGCAAAAACUGUUAGAGAGGACAGACCAUUGACAUGUCAAGACACUGCAUGCAGGUAUAUGGCUCCAGAGGUCUUUCAGAAUGAAGAAUACGAUACGAAAGUGGAUAUCUUUUCAUUUUCUUUGAUUCUACAGGAGAUGAUUGAAGGGUGCUCUCCAUUUGCCCGUAUACAAGACAAUGAAGUCCCAAAAGCAUAUGCUUCUAAAGAACGACCACCUUUUAGAGCUUCACCUAAACUGUAUGCACAUGGGCUAAAAGAGUUAAUUGAGCAAUGCUGGAGUGAGAACCCUGCUGACAGACCGACAUUCAGAGAGAUAAUUGGUCGGUUAACCAUUAUUCAGGCCCACAUUGCUCAUAAGAGGCGUUGGAAGGUGAGACCCUUGAAAUGCUUUCAGAACCUAGAGGCCAUGUUUAAGAAAGAUCACUCUAACCCGAGCAGCCGCCGCUCUCGCUCAUCUCGUUCUUCUGAUUUCGUCUAGCAGGAGUGUUAUAUGGUCACUGUGAAAGUUGAUUGUCCAUAUGGUUGCUUGAUCUAAGUGAUCCAAUAUAGGGCAGAGAAACAUACAGUCUUAGUUUUUUAUUAACCAAUCAUGUGCCAUGAUGGUAUCUCUUGCUCAAGGUUUUGAGUGUUGAUUGUGAGUGGAUGCUUAUAUUUGAUUAAGGUGAUUCACCUGUACCGGUACCUUUACAUUUGGUUUCCUUUACUGUCAGAUGAACGUCUAUUUUGUUACAAAAUGAACAAUGAACAGCAUGUGGCCCAUGACUUUGUGUACGAGAACCUCAUGAUGCUUUCUGGUUCUGAAAUGUCAAAAUAGUCAUGGUAGUGUCAACCAAAAUGGCUCCAUGGCUGGUUGUUUUUA
Phoenix dactylifera (date palm) is the source of this 2183-nucleotide messenger RNA. RefSeq names its product serine/threonine-protein kinase 12-like. The record is from RefSeq and is a predicted model, not a curated record. Gene Ontology annotation, molecular function: protein serine/threonine kinase activity; protein binding; ATP binding. Gene Ontology annotation, biological process: protein phosphorylation. Lineage: Eukaryota; Viridiplantae; Streptophyta; Magnoliopsida; Arecales; Arecaceae.